This is a messenger RNA of Penicillium odoratum, 1728 nucleotides long. RefSeq lists its product as uncharacterized. Gene Ontology annotation, molecular function: manganese ion transmembrane transporter activity; cadmium ion transmembrane transporter activity. The record is from RefSeq and is a predicted model, not a curated record. Bases 1 to 1728 code for a protein of 575 amino acids. Gene Ontology annotation, biological process: iron ion transport; intracellular manganese ion homeostasis. Gene Ontology annotation, cellular component: membrane. Lineage: Eukaryota; Fungi; Ascomycota; Eurotiomycetes; Eurotiales; Aspergillaceae. The transcript is spliced from 2 exons.
AUGAAUUGCCCCUCGCGCACUGACGACACUCUCCAGAACCCGGGUUGGAACCAGAACCCGCCACCCUUCAACCCUGAUAUCACCACUCGGAAUGACUUCAAUGGCAUCGCCAACUCUCGCGUACACCGCAAGAAUGCCACAGGCACAAGCAAUGCAAUAGCUGGUGAUACCUUGUGCAUAGACACUCAACCGAUCAGUCGGCAAGACUCUGAUCCCGGGACCGAGAAAAUCCCGGAUGGCGAGGUGACCGCAGCCUCGGGGUGUCCAACACCCACGAGAGCAAGCGGAUCACCUCGCCGUCCUUUCAAAAAUUACAUCUCCUCCAAUGCUCUGCAGUGUGCCCGCACUCUGGUCAAGUUCGGCCGUUUCAUCGGUCCUGGCUUCCUCAUUGCUGUUGCCUAUAUCGACCCGGGCAACUACUCCACCGAUGUUUCUGCCGGUGCCACCUACAAAUAUGCAUUGCUAUUUAUUGUGCUCCUGUCCAAUCUCUUUGCCAUUCUGUUGCAGUCGCUCUGCAUCAAGCUUGGUUCUGUGACUGGCCUUAACCUUGCGGAGAAUUGCCGUGCACAUCUCCCUCGGUGGUUGGUUUACAUCCUUUAUGGUCUCUCUGAGGCAGCUAUUAUCGCUACUGAUAUUGCAGAGGUGGUUGGAUCAGCCAUUGCGUUGAAUCUACUCCUCCACAUUCCACUCGUAGCGGGCUGCGCCAUCACCUUGGUCGAUGUCUUCUUCCUACUCAUUUUCUGGCGACCUAAUGGCUCCAUGUUGGGACUACGUUUAUUUGAGUUCUUCGUCAUGGGCUUGGUACUGGCGGUCGUCGUCUGCUUCUGUAUUCAGCUUUCUCUGAUUGAAGAGCAGUCAGUCGGGGAGGUUUUCCGUGGCUUUCUCCCAUCAUCUGCCGUCGUCCAAUCAGAGGGUCUUUACCAGAGUUGCGGCAUCCUCGGUGCCACUGUCAUGCCACACUCUCUCUUCCUGGGUAGUGGGGUAGUACAGGCUCGUCUGAAAGAAUUUGAUACCACCGCUGGAUAUGUGGAGUCUACCGUGCCCACCGGAAGCACCGAUGGGGAAGUAAAGUAUCGACCAACUAUCCAUGCCAUUCGUGGUUGCAUGAAGUACUCGAUAAUCGAGUUGUCGCUGUCUCUCUUCACCUUCGCUCUCUUCGUCAAUAGCGCCAUUCUCAUUGUCGCCGGCGCAUCCCUCUACGAUGUUCCCGGCGGGGCCUCCGCCGACCUCUUUGGAAUCCACAAACUCCUCUCUUCAUCUAUCUCCCCUGCUGCUGGUCUGAUCUUUGCUUUGGCUCUACUGCUAUCUGGUCUAUCUGCGGGAAUUGUGUGUACAAUGGCCGGUCAGAUGGUGAGUGAGGGAAUGCUUAACUGGAGUAUUCGACCAUGGCUUCGCAGAGUCAUCACCCGCUCUAUCAGUAUCAUUCCCAGCAUCAUUAUCGCAGCUGCUGUUGGCAAGGACGGACUGGACAAGACAUUAAAUGCUAGUCAAGUUGUCCUCAGCGUUAUAUUACCAUUUGUUUCCGCGCCGCUCAUCUGGUUUACAUGUUUUAAUCGCUACAUGACUGUCCCUAUUGAGCAAUCCAGUGACGUCGAUGGGGAGGUUGAAGUUGCGCAAGUAUCGAUGCGAAACAGUCUGUUCACCUCCAUUGUCGCCGCACUGGUGUGGCUGCUUAUUGUGGUUAUGAACGUGGCUCUACUUGUUUUGAUCGGCAUGGGCAAAGCAUGA